AUGUGAUGGAUGCUCACUGUAGGAUUAUGGAGAGGUGCUGAAGUGUUUUGUUGUGAAGACUUCCACACUGUCCCAGCACUUUUCUAAUACAACCUCCUCAACAUGAAGACUCUCCUCGCCGCGCUGGUCCUGUUCACCGCUGUGCUACACACUGUGUUGUCUUGUCCGAUGUGUGAAGGUGAGGGGUUGAAGUGUUACACCUGUGUAGCUACUAACCCGGACGAGUGUCACCGGCAGGGCUCGUCUGUGUGUCCUGCUCAUGCAGAUGCCUGCUCUACCAUCACAGGAUCCAACUCUGUGAUGAAGUCAUGUGCUUACAAGUCUUUCUGUGACAAGUCUCACAUGAGCAAUGGUGAGAUGAAGCUGGAAUGCUGCUUCAAUGAUGACUGUAACGGCCCUUACCAGUCCCACAGCCAUGGGGAUCUCCACGACGCCACCAUGAGCCUGAGCUCCAGCCCUGUCCUGCUGCUGGGGGUCCUGCUACUUAGACUGGCUCUCAUUUCCCUGUAAACCUGAACACAGAGACCUUUAGUAUACACAUGUAAAAUAAAUAAAUGAAGAAUAAACGAUGGAGUAAAGGCGUUAAUGUAACUGAUAGAUGAGCUUUUGUCUGUUGGGCCGCAGCAUAAUCUGUGUGUGUGUUCUUGUGGUUACACUAUGGAACGCCAAACGGGUCACAUUUCGCCAUUAACCAGACGCCUGGUGUGCAGAAAACACAUAUAUUUUUUAAAUAUUUUAGUUGUAAAAUAUCUGUAAUAUCAAAAACGCUGUCAGUUGCGGCGUUCAUUAUCCCUUAAACGGCGUAAUUUACGGCGCUUUUACAUUACAGAAAACGCUGUCAAUUGCGGCGUUUUAAACAUCCAUAAACGCCGUCCAUUGCGCCGCUCUUUACCACCCAAAACGCUGUCAAUUGCGGCGUUUUAAACAUUAGAGACACCGUCUUUGUCAAACGGAGCGCCGUAAAUUACGACGUAUUAUGGAUGGCCAAAUGGCAAAAUUAACGGCGUUUUGGAUUGCAUCAAUAAACGCCGACAUUAAUGGUGGUUCUGCUGUGAAAAUGCCGUAAUUUACGCCGUCUGUACUACAAAACGCCGUCUAAAAAUCG
Messenger RNA from Sinocyclocheilus grahami, 1105 nucleotides. Its product is annotated as CD59 glycoprotein-like. The coding region runs from base 103 to 510 and encodes 135 amino acids. The record is from RefSeq and is a predicted model, not a curated record. NCBI's taxonomy places the organism in Eukaryota, Metazoa, Chordata, Actinopteri, Cypriniformes, Cyprinidae. The transcript has 3 exons.